This is a messenger RNA of Hylaeus volcanicus, 1245 nucleotides long. Its product is annotated as transmembrane emp24 domain-containing protein 1-like. The record is from RefSeq and is a predicted model, not a curated record. Gene Ontology annotation, biological process: intracellular protein transport; endoplasmic reticulum to Golgi vesicle-mediated transport; Golgi organization. The transcript has 4 exons. Bases 146 to 829 code for a protein of 227 amino acids. Gene Ontology annotation, cellular component: Golgi apparatus; endoplasmic reticulum; COPII-coated ER to Golgi transport vesicle. NCBI's taxonomy places the organism in Eukaryota, Metazoa, Arthropoda, Insecta, Hymenoptera, Colletidae.
AGAUAGUUUAAAACAUAGUUGAGAAACACUGGAAAUCAUGGUGACGGUAGGAGGAGAGCACAUCGAAACACACUUGUCUGUCAGUCGUCGUGAAAGCGAUUGUCGGAUGGGUGGAUCGUUGUAAUGAGUUGUUUAAACGCUAACAAUGUCUAAUUUUUUACGAGCUCUGGUUUUCGGAGUGCUUUUUAGCUUCGCGAACACCACCAUGCCUCAUCCCUGGUACGAAACUUUACCAGCGGUGGCUUUAGAUUACAAAGUUCACAUCGACGCCGGAAAAGAAGAUUGUUACUUUCAAUAUGUUAAUUCUGGCGCUACUUUCUACGUAAAUUUCCAGGUGGUACGUGGUGGUGAUGGAAAGGCAGGAUUUGCAGUGAGAAAUCCAGAAGGUGUAAUAGUUCAUCCGUAUCAAUGGCUUCCUAAUUCAGAUUAUCAGGAUACAGUGAAGAAUGCUGGCUACUACAGUAUUUGUAUAGAUAACCAGUUCUCUAGAUUUGCUUCAAAAUUAGUUAAUUUAUAUAUCACUGUCAUCAGAUAUGAUGAAUGGAAUAAAUAUACGAAGGAGAUAGAGGAACUGAACCUUUCGGUUGAAAACUUUACGAGCGCGAUAACGCACGUGGAACGGAACAUUAACGAAAUGCUCCAGAGUCAACAUUUGAGUCGCAGUAGAGAAGCACGCGACUUAAAUUUGUUAUUGGAUAACAAUUUUUAUGUUCAAUCGUGGUCCAUUAUGCAAAUAGUUAUCAUAAUGAUAACAACGACUCUACAGGUACAUUUUGUGAGAAAAUUGUUUGAGGUGAAACCGUCGAAAUAUUCAAAAGUAGGCAUAUGAACAAAGUUUAAUUACGGCGUAUUAAAGAUGACACGUUCGGUAAAGGUAUUCGCUACGUUUAUUGUGAUAAUGUCAAACUUACGGGACUUCCAACCUGAAAACGUAGAAUUCCUUACUCUCAGAAUGUUAUGUAUUUUCCUUAGCUAAAAGUUUACCGUAUUCUUGAUAAUAACAUAAUACUCCAUCUUCACAAAAAACUAAAAGCAUUAGCAUAAGACUGUACUGGGUUUCAUAUUUAUAUGCAUGAAACAUUCCUCUUAUCAUUUAGAAACAUUAUCGUCAUUCAUUUUUUUAACUGUCAGCAUACUAAUACAGACGUGCGAAUUAUAUUUAUGGAUCGAUGAAUUGAUUAGAAAAGUUUAUAUUGUACUUAUACUUGUACUUAUACUAUAAUAAAUAAUAGCAUACUUUUGUUA